GAAAAAGCCGAGCAUCAAUAAGGGUAAUGUACUCGCGUUUGCCAACUCGCUGCAAGUGACCGUAGGCCAAGAGAUUGCCGGAAUCAUGGACAAAAUCCGGUCUGGGUGCCGGUACAUAUUUCUACCCGUACACACCCGGUUCCACUGGCAUCUCUGCAUACUGGAUACCGUCAAACGUGUUGUGUUGGAGUGUAACUCAAUGCGCGACCCCUUCGGCCAGGGGAAUGCAAAGAAAUUGACGCGAUUUUUAUCGUUGUAUAUGAACGCGUCACGACUAUGGCCUAUGGUCAGCGACAUGCCCGAGUACAUUAGAUGCCGACACCAGGGUGAAACGUUGGACUGUGGACCUUUAGUCUGCAUGUUCGCAGAGUGUUAUGCGCGGGCAGGUCCAGAUGUCAAUCUCGUUGGUGUCCUCGGCGAGGACUUCGGCGAUGUCAAGAGCUACCGAGGCACGAUUGCGGCGAGGAUAUUGAAAGGUCCCCCCUUCUGAAACGUAGACCCCGAUGGAAAAAUAGGGCAGGUUAACACAUGUAAUGAAUUUGGAUUGAUUUGGGAAGUUUUUGCGUUGUGUGGCGAGGUGAUGGAUUUGUUGAAUGUCUUCAGUUUGGAUUGAUCUGGGAAGUUAUUGUGUUGUG
Molecule: messenger RNA, 635 nt
Organism: Andrographis paniculata
Lineage: Eukaryota; Viridiplantae; Streptophyta; Magnoliopsida; Lamiales; Acanthaceae
Exons: 2
Coding region: 86-490 (134 amino acids)
Biological process (GO): proteolysis
Molecular function (GO): cysteine-type peptidase activity
Source: RefSeq, a predicted model, not a curated record